ACAAUACAUAUAAGAUUGAAAACAGCCAGGGACUUAGGAACCAGCAGUUGCAACACUGGCAACAGAACUGAAAAGAAAGCACUUAAUCUUCUACAAACAAAGAAAGCAAAAAUGCUGCUAAAAUUCCAGGAUAUUUUCAAAGUUUUAAUAUUUGCAGAGUGGAGCAAUAACAAUAAUAAGAGUGAGUCUUUUGCCUGCUUCUGUAAUAGUGAAACCAACUGCAUGCUGUCCAAGCUAUAGCUAAGUGAUUUACAGCACUGUGUUUCUAGAAAGAUAGAAAACAGAGACCAACUCAACCCAAAUAUCAGCCAAACCAUAGACUGGCAAUGACACUUGCUUAGAAGGAGACUUAUGCAGAUAAAGUACUACAUGUGACAGAAAGAACUGGGAACCAAUGAGAAUUUGACAUGAAACAAGAGCAUCCCAGGAAGAUUUGAGGCAGCCCCUGCUAGCAAGCACCAACCACAGUGGAGCCUAAACUGGGAUAUAGGUUCCUAAGCUCGAGACUUAGGUGACUAAGUAUCAUUGUGGAUCUGGACAUAAAUGACCAAAAUAAUUAUGAGAAAUGCAGAGAGCCCAAUACAACUCCCAGUUCAGUCAAUGGGACCUGCAUCAGGUCCCAAGUGCCUGUGAACCUUAUAACAUGCAGAAAGGUUCAACACUCGUCUAUAGCUGAAAUAUUUAUGUCAAAGGGACCACCUUAACAAAGAAGUGGCAAUUCCAGAGUGUAUAUAUGCUGAAUUUCUUCUUACCUUAUUCUUAGCUUGAGACUUCCACUGACAAUUAAAGACUGGUUACACACUAACCACCAUCCCCAGUAACCCAACUGCUGAAACUAGCCAAAAUUGUGAUUAAAAAAAAUUCAAAAUAUAUAUUUUUGUCCCUAGAAGACAAAUAUAACUGUAUUUUUCAAAAACUUUUCCCAAAAAUGCACCCAGCUUUUCAUACAAAAACAGGUUAUCUUGAAUACUGCGUGCAGAUGUUGUUGCCCUAUCUCAAAAAAAGAUAUAUUAGAAUUGAAAAAGAUUCAGAAAAGGGUAACAAAAAUUAUAAGGAACAGCUUCCAUAUGAGGACAGAUUAAUAAGACUGGGACUUUUCAGCUUGCAAAAGAGAUGACUAAGAGGGGAUAUGUUAGAGGUCUAUAAAAUUAUGACUAGGGUGGAAAGAGUAAAUAAGAACGUGUUAUUUACUCCUUCUCAUAAUACAAGAACUAGGGGUCACCAAAUGAAAUUAAUAGGCAGCAGGUUCAAAACAAAGAAAAGGAAGUAUUUCUUUACACAACGCACAGUCAACUUAUGGAACUCUUUGUCAGAGAAUGUUGUGAAGGCCAAAACUAUAACAGGCUUUAAAAAAGAACUAGAUGCAUUUAUGGAGGAUAGGUCCAUCAAUGGCUACUAGCAAGGAUGGGCAGGGAUGACGUCCCUCACCUCUGUUUGCCAGAUGCCAGGAAUGGGAGACAAGGAAUGGAUCACUUGAUAAUUACCAGUUCUGUUCAUUCCCUCUGAAGGACCUGGCACAGGCCACUGUCAGAAGACAGGAUACUCAGGGUAGGGCUACACUUGAAAUUUCAAAGCGCUGCAGCGGCAGCGCUUUGAAGGGUGAGUGUGGUUGGAGCGCCAGUGCUGGGAGAGAGCUCUCCCAGCGCUGCACAUAAACCACAUGCUCUGCGGGUGUAGCUUGCAGCGCUGCGGCACUGAUUACACUGAGGCUUUACAGUGCUGUAUCUUGCAGCGCUCGGGGGCUGUUUUUUCACACCCCUGAGCGCGAAAGUUGCAGCGCUGUAAAGUGCCAGUAUAGCCAAGGCCUGAGCUAGAUGGACCUUUGGUCUGACCCAUUAUGGCCAUCCUUAUAUUCUUAUGUUGCCUGAUAAGAUGAAAUUUCAUUUUUCAGCUUUAACUUAGAAAGUUUUAUUAUAUUAAAGCUUUAUUCUAUAUUCUUUAUUUUCUCUUUCCUGUUAUCAGUGAUUAACUGUAUGAUUUGAAAGUAUAGAUAUCUUCUAUUUAUCUUUCCAGACCUUCAUCCUGUAUUUAUUUUUCCACACUUUGAAACCUAUAUGGAACUAUAGUGAAACACUUUAAAAAAUACUAUGAUUGCUCAAUUUGUAAAGGGUGAGGGAUAGCCUGUUGUCUACCUUCCAUAAUCAAGCCUGUUAACUGCUUUCUUAAAAGGAAGCACAUACUGCUGUUUCUGCAAAUGACAGUGUUCAAGAAAUGUUAAUUACAGGGAUUGUAAGGGAGAAGAUGCUAGUUAAGUAGGGAAUCUUUUUGGUAUUUCUGGCUAAUUUUUUCAAACUAAUAUAUUCACUGCUGCCAGAACUUUGACUUGUUGAAUGACUGGUGACACUUUCCCCUUUGAACGCCCUAUUUACUUUUUCAACACGAAUAGGUAGUAGUGGCAGAUCUUUAUGGACCCACACGUAUGCAUGAUACUGUAGCUUUAAUAAGGGAGUCCUACUGUAAGGACUCUUUCCAAACUGGCUUCCUGGCUUUUUAAGUGACGGAACCGUGGUGUAAUUUGAGAGCAGAAAGAUCCUAGGGAUAGCAUUAGCCAAAAGCAAAGCUCCACAUUACCAGUCCAGAUGUGAAAGAAAUAGUAGCAAAGGUCUCCGGAGCCCCAGACUGAGCUAUCUGAUCUCAGCCUUCCUCUGCACCCCCUCGGCUUUGCUACAUUUCAUCGGCAAGAGAAAGGAGGGGGAAGGGGGGAAAAAAGAAGAAAGUCACAAAGUUUUGCUUGAGCCCUGGAAAAGGGGCGGCGGGGGGGGGGAAUCCCCGACGUGACUCAGGGCAGUAGGAGAUCUUCCAGGGGAUCUCCUCUGGCUGGGGAGCCUUGGAUGCAGCUUGGAGCAAGGCAGUGCCUUUAAUGAAGCAUGCUGUGAGGAGUGGCUGGAGGCAGCGGACUGCCUCGGCUGCUGCCGCUCCCUGAGCUGCCCUGCUCCGGGGGGUAGCCGGGCAGGGUCGUGAGCGCGUGUUUGUUCUCUCCGACCAGCCGAUCCCUCUGCGCCCCUUCCGAGCCCCUCUGGCUCACUCCCGCCCCCGGGAUGCUGGGGCUGCGCUUGCUGUGGCUCAGCUGCCUGGGCAGCCUGUGCCGAGGCUAUUUCGACGGUCCCCUGCACCCAGAGAUGUCCAACGGGACCCUGCACCACUACUUCGUGCCGGACGGCGACUACGAGGAGAACGACGACCCGGAGAAGUGCCAGCUGCUCUUCAGGGUGAGCGAGCACCGGCGCUGCAGCCUGGGCGGGGAGCAGGGGCCGGCGGGCGGUGGGCCCAGCCUCACCCUGCGGGAGGAGUUCACCAUCCUGGGCCGGCAGGUGGAGGACGCGGGCCGGGUGCUGGAGGGCAUCACCAGGAGCAUCUCGUACGACCUGGACGGGGAGGAGAGCUACGGCAAGUACCUGCGCAGGGAAUCCCAGCAGAUCGGCGACGCCUACUCCAACUCCGACAAGUCCCUGGCCGAGCUGGAGAGCAAGUUCCGGCAGGGCCAGGAGCACGAGAGCAAGGAGGAGAGCCGCCUCAAUGAUGACUUCCAGGCCAUGCUCGUGCACACCCGGGCCCUGCUCACGGAGACCCUGGGCAUCUCCGCGGGGCUCCGGGAUAAGUACGAGCUGCUCUCCUUAACCGUCAGGAGCCACGACGCCAGGCUAAACAGGCUCAGGAACGAGUAUCUCAAAGGGUGAUGCCCCUGGGGCAGCAGAGACCUGGACUUUGGGUUAGGAAACAGCUUCUUGUGGUGGCUACUAGGAGCAGUAAGCACAGGAGUCCCAGCUGGGGGCUUCUCCUUGGAAGGGAAGUGGCAUUGACAAAACCAAGCCAAGCCUAGAGUCACCUCGGUGCCCAUCAUGGUGAGGGGGACUCCUUUUCACCAUGCUCUUUGCAUUCAACCGUUUACACCUCUCCCUGCCACAAAUUAUAGGACCCAGGUACAAGGCAGUGGAGAAUCUGGCAGGUUGCUGAGCAUUUGCUGGCAGGACUUGUCCCAGUGAAGUCUUGCAGGUAACUACUCAACACCAACAAGAAGGUUGCAGUCUGGCCCUGGAUGGUGCCCAACAUUCCGAUCAGCACAAAAUGGGGGAUUUCCCCCUCACCCCCAUAAAAUCUUGUUUAGAUUAAUAUAGAAAAAAAUUAAAAGUAAAUAGUUAAUGGGGAGAUUUAGCACAUUGCUGUGACAGUGUUAUAAAAAGGUAGAUAUCUUAUCUCUACUUGCCUUGCACUUCUGUCCUCACUCUACACCUAUGCAAAGUAAGUAUAAAAUGCUGCCACAGAGUCUGCCGCCUUUACUGAUGGUGAGUAGCAGCACCUUGUUCCAGAAGAAGCUCUGUUGAUUUCAAAAUAAUAAGCUUACUAACAGAGUAAAGUGCUACUCAAUAGAAGGAAAGGUGCUGUAACCUGCCCUUUGCUAGCAUUUUACAAGGACUUUGCAUUGGCACAAGGUACCAACAGCAGAGGAUUAGGCCUUGUUUUUUCAAAGUAGGUCCAAAUUGCAGUUUAAUAACACGUGGAGUGUGUUCUGAAGUUCUGUAGAUUGUAUUAUGUACCUCCCAUUAACACACAACUUUCUUUCUGGGACUGUAUUUAUAAGAUUUGAUUUCUGGUUUAUUUUUUUUAAAAGUUAUGUAAAUUGUAAACAAAUAGCACAUGUAUAGGAAGCUGAAGUUUUAGAGGUAUGUUUAAAUUAAGUGUCCCAAUAUUUAAAAAAAAUAAUCUGUGUUAUAUAUUGUGCAUCUCUGAUCACAAUAAAGUAGCGUUGUCAUUUUAGAUUUUCUACCAUUAGUUAAUGUCAUCUUUUCCAGCUAGAUUCUUGCUUCAACUACCAUAAACAUGGACAAAACAAGGUACUUUUCUGGAACCAUAUUCAAAUGAAUAUGUACUGGACUAUGGAUCUCGAAUCGGUUUUGUUUUUUGUUUUGAUAUUUUUUUUUACUCAUUCAAAUAUAGGCCCUUUGGCCUCCUAAUAAAUCCUUAGCUUUCUUGGUUUGUUAAAAGCACAUAUAUUCUGCUUAUGUAAAAUAUUGUUCUGCUAAAUAAUUUAAAGCUGUGAUUUUCAUUUGUGUUUUGAUAGAAGAAAACCAUUCUGGCAGAGCUUGUGCUCUUUAAGCCUUGCUUAUAUGUGACUCUAAGUUAUCAAAUCCCAAGAGCCAGCUGAAAAGGCAUUUGAGAUUCAGACCCAACAAAAACUUACGCACGUGAGUAACUUUAAAUAAGAAAUGGAAAGCAGAAAUAAACACUACUCCCAGUAGUGUUUGUAGUAUCAGACCCUAGACUUUUAGAGUCUUAUUUUUCUAAACCCGAUAAAAGGUUUUGUCUGUUCCAAGACAGGGAUUUUUAUUUGUGGUUACCUCUGUACUUUUGCUAGCUAAUCUGUUAUUAAAAAUUAUUUGUGCUCCUAGACAAUAGCAAAAGUGCAUAGCAGGUCUUUGCAUUAUGGUUUAAUCUUUACUACCAUCAAUGUUUAAUCAAUUGGGUGGAAUAUUAGCUACUGCAUUACUGGUACUGCCGGCAGGAUCACUGUUUGGGUGAAAAUAAUUGUUCAUGUGUUGUUUUAAUAAAUAUUUGAACCCAAAAUUGAAGCACACAUUUUCUUUUAUGGUUCUAUAUGAGUCUGUACCUGAUUUUAAUCACAAGGUUGUCAAACAUAUCUUUUCAGCAAAACUGCUGGAAUAUAAAGUACCUGCCUAGUGAGAACUUGCUUUUUACUAAAAAAUAUAAAAUUCUUCAGCACACAACUGCUUAAUGCAAGUGAUGCUAAAAAGAAAAAUCUACAUAUAGAACUUGCAACUUUAUGGAGUUGCAACAAAAGUUGUUUUGUAAACAUGUAGGGACAAAUUCCGCCAACCAUACUCAUAUUUAGCAGUACCUUACUCUAUAACUAGUGUCAUUUGGUAAAUUUUUCAGAAGUGCUCAGUCAGGGACAGAUUUUCAAAGGUAUUUAGACACCUAAAAAUGCAGAUAGGUGCCUAAUGGGAUUUUCAAAAGCACCUAGGUACCUAAUUCUCAUUAGAUCAAUGAGAGGUAGACAUCUAGGCACUUUUAAAAAUCCUAUUAAGUGCCUAUCUGUAUCUUUAGGUUCCUAAAUACCUUUGGAAAUCUGGCAUGAAGGUCUCUUUGGAAAUGCUGCUCAUUGGUUUCAAUAGGACUGUUCACAGAGUAAGAUAUUACUUAAUGUGAGAAAAGGUGGUAGAAGCUGUCCCUAGGGGCAAUAUACUUACUACUAGUGGUGUUUUGCUCUCGAGUCCACACUACUCCUUCUCACCAAUAUUUUUGACUAGGCUAGUGACCAUACCUCAAAGAACUUGGGGAAUUAAUUCAUCCUUCACUGUCUUGCCUAUCUUUCUUUAUUUCAUCUGUUUAGAAUUUUGUGCUAAAUACAUCUGUACUAUAACUUCAUUUGUACUAAGAUUAUUUAAGAAUAACUUUGUAGCUCCACUGAUGCCAAUAGAGUCACCCCAGAGAUGAAUUUAGCCUUUUGCUUUUAAAUUCAAUGUAAAGGCUCACUCCAUGGCCUCUCCCCUCUCAGCUUUUUCGAAAACAGUAUUAAAGCUUGAGUUUUAGAGUCUCAAUUUAAUAAGUCAAAAUAUAAUUUGUAAACCUUAUUAAGGGAAGUGAGGUGGCAAACGUGGCUUGAAUCCACACUACGGAUUAUUAAAACCAUUUUAUACCUCUCUUCAGACCCUACAAGAAAGGCAGUCUCAGACACAGUUCUCUUGAACAUAGCUUACGUUAAAUUGGUUUAGCUGUACUAUGGAGAGGAUUUGUUAUAGCACAAUGUUAUUUGGUCCUUCCAAGCAAUCCAGCAACACGCAGCACAAUGUCGAGAAGGUAAAGGCUUGCAGAGUAGCUACUUCCAAAGCAGGAAUUAUACAGGAAUGUUUGGUAUAACUGCACAUUCAGAUCAAUGUCCCUGUGUAUGUAAAUACACCUAAAGUUAUUUGAAAUUCAUGCUAGUGUGAUCAAGUUUCUGUGACAAAUCUCUCCAUUGGAUAUUUAUAUCUCAGCAAAAAUGUUUUUAAAUAUACUCCAGAUUGAAUGGCAAAUUGGGCCUUAGCACAAUGUUAAGUCAUUAACACAAUGUUGCUUAUCUAAAGUUUGAAAAAAUUCUAGUCUGCCAUUUUUAAGAUGAAUACCAAAUAAAAUGGGGGGUUGAUUCUGCCAACAUUAAGGUCUGGAUUAUAAAAAGUUCACCUGUUUAUCUAAA
Messenger RNA from Gopherus flavomarginatus (Mexican gopher tortoise), 7192 nucleotides. It is a transcript of the gene FIBIN, whose product is annotated as fin bud initiation factor homolog. Bases 3039 to 3677 code for a protein of 212 amino acids. Lineage: Eukaryota; Metazoa; Chordata; Testudines; Testudinidae. The record is from RefSeq and is a predicted model, not a curated record. The transcript has a single exon.